Molecule: messenger RNA, 3584 nt
Organism: Polychytrium aggregatum
Lineage: Eukaryota; Fungi; Chytridiomycota; Chytridiomycetes; Polychytriales
Exons: 10
Cellular component (GO): nucleus
Molecular function (GO): ATP binding; RNA binding; RNA helicase activity
Source: RefSeq, a predicted model, not a curated record
CAACCCGAUCGACUGAUCGAUCGCCAGCCGUCUCCGAUCCAGCUGCGAGGCUGCACACACACGCAUCUCUACCGUCCCUCCUCCAGCCCGCACACGCCAUCGACGUCGACACAAAUGGGCAAGCCUGGACAUAAUCGCUCCAAUAAGCCUUCGAGGCCGUCCAAGGGCAGCGGCAGCAGCAGCGGUGUCAAGCGCGGCGGACAUGCAGGUGGCAUCGCCAAACGAGGAGCCAAGGGCAAGCCCGGACAGCCCCAGCGGCCCCGGUACGAAGAUCUCGAGCAGGACGGCGGUUCAUCCAAGGCUGGCCACCAUCAGAGACAAAAUGCAAUGAAGGGCAAGCAGCAGCAUCAGCAGCAGCAGCAACAGAGAAACCCAGGCCGUAAACAGCUCUCGGCCACACCGCGACCGUCACAGUCAAGAGAAAAGUUUGGCGUCCAGUGGGAGGGCUUCGAGAAGAGCGCCUGGACCAAAAAGAAGGAGGCCUACAAAGCCGAGCGCGCUGCCCGGGCCCAGGAGGAAGCCGGCGACUCGAAUGCGAAAGGAAAGGCAAAAUCACCCAAGGGCGACAAGCCCUCCAGGUUUGCGACCAAGGGCGACAAGUUCAAGGGUGGACGGAAGGGUCGAGCCCACGGCAGCGACGACGACGGAAGCGGCCGCGACCACGAUGAGGAAGAGAGCGACUUUGAGGAAGUCCCGAUGCAGCAAGACAGCGGCGAGGGCUUUGAUGAUGCCAGCGACGACAGCGCAUUGGACGACGAUGACGACGGAGAGCACGGAGAAGGCCCAGACCAGUUUGAUGACGAAGCCGGCAAGGGCAACGACGACAGCGGCUCUGAGAGCUAUGAUGACGAUGACGAUGACGAUGAUGACGACAACGAUGACGACGACGAUGAAAAACGAGAAAUCGCACAGCAGGUUAUUGCAUCGAAUCGCAAGCACAAAAAGUCUGGAGGAUUCCAGUCGAUGGGCCUCAGCUUCCCGAUCUACCAGGCCGUCCUGCACAAGGGAUUCAAAGUGCCCACCCCUAUCCAGCGAAAGGCCAUCCCCGUCAUUAUGGAGGGCCGGGACGUCGUGGCCAUGGCCCGCACCGGUUCCGGCAAAACAGCUGCCUUCAUCAUCCCGCUGCUGGAGCGGCUCAAAGUCCACUCGGCCAAGGUCGGCUGCCGCGCCCUGGUGCUCUCUCCGACCCGUGAGCUCGCCAUCCAGACGCUCAAGUUUACCAAAGAGAUGGGCAAAAACACCGACCUGCGUGCCUGCAUCCUCGUCGGUGGCGACAACAUGGAUGAGCAGUUCGCAGCCAUGGCCACCAAUCCAGACAUCAUCGUCGCCACACCAGGCCGUCUGCUCCAUCUGAUGAUCGAGAUGAAUAUCGACUUCAAGACAAUCGAAUACGUUGUCUUUGAUGAAGCUGAUCGCCUCUUCGAGAUGGGAUUCGCCGAGCAGUUGCAUGAGAUCAUGCACCAGCUCCCGGAAAGCCGACAGACCCUGCUGUUCUCGGCCACGCUUCCGCGACUACUGGUCGACUUUGCCAAGGCGGGCCUGACCGAGCCUGUGCUGAUCCGGCUCGAUGCCGAUACCAAGAUCAGCCGGGAUCUGGAGCUGCUGUUCCUGUCGAUCAAGGGCGAAGACAAGGACGCGGCGCUGCUGUACACGCUCGAAAAGCUGAUCACAAAAGGACAGCAGACCAUCAUCUUUGUGGCAACCAAGCACCUAGUCGAGUAUCUGCACGAGCUCCUGCUCGUCGCCGGCAUCGACAACACCUACAUCUACGGCUCGCUCGACCAGAUGGCGAGAAAGAUCAAUCUGCUCAAGUUCCGCAACGGCCAGUCCAAGAUCAUGAUCGUGACGGACGUGGCAGCGCGUGGUAUCGAUGUGCCGCUGCUCGACAACGUCAUCAACUACGACUUCCCGCCCGCACCGAAAAUAUUUGUCCAUCGCGUGGGUCGUACGGCCCGUGCUGGCCGACGAGGCACGGCCUACUCUCUGGUUUCGAACGACGAGCUCCCCUUUCUGCUCGACCUCCAGCUGUUCACCGGCCGGCCGCUGAUCUUCGGCACCGCCUUUGAGGAGUCACCGGCCAAUCCAUCUCCCCCCGAGCCCGACUUCACCUCCGAGAUUAUCUACGGCGGCAUUCCGCAGGCCGAGCUCGAUCUGAGCCGGGAGCAAGCGCUUCACAUGGUCAAAGAGAACAUUACGCUGUCCACUCUCCAGCACACCGCCCGCAAUGGCUACAAGCUCUACUACAAAACGCGCCCGCUGGCCAGCAAGGAGAGCUACGCACGAGCCAAGGAUGUCAUCAAGGCCAACAUUGGCAUGCACCCCGUACUCGCCGACAAGAUCGACCCUGCUGAGCAGCAGCGGGCCACGAUGCUGGCAUCCUUGUUGUCGUUCCGGCCGCCUGAGACCGUGUUCGAGGUCACCAAGAAGGGCACAAAGAGCUCCGAGGCCAUUCUGAUGGCUCAGCGACGCAAGCAGCUCAACAAAACCAUCGAUGCAACCAAGACGCAGACCAGCGACCUUGCUUCGCAGACCAUGAUGGCUCAGCGUAAAGCCAUCAACCGUGGCAGCGCCGGUGGCCCGACCGGUGGCCUCGAGAUGGUCGACGAGGACGAGCUCGAGAGCGAGUUCCGGACUGUCAUUGGUGGCGACAAGGCCAAGCGCAAGCACGAAGGAGAAGGUCAGGAUGCUUCGUCCAAGCGACCGGCCAAGUCGUUCCGUGACGAAGAGUUCUACAUGUCCUACACGCAGAGAGAUGCACACACUGAGAAGGGCUACAGCCUGGCUGCCUCGGGACAGGGUCGGCCUGCAUCCUUCCUCCAGCACGCCAGCACCGCGACACUCGAGUACCAGGGCGACGACGAACAGAGUAUCCAGAAGCGAACCAGUGCCGCUGUUUGGGAUGCCAAGAAGCGACGCUUUGUGCGGCCCACUGUUGGCGCAGACAACAAAAAGCUCAUCCGGUCCGAGAGCGGCGCACUCUUGCCAGCCAGCUACAAGUCCGGCAGAUUCGAGGAGUGGCAGAAAAAGUCAAAGAUAUCGCUCCCGCGCAGCGGCGAGCGCGAACUGGCGUCGGCGGGCUCCAAUGCCCUGGGCGGGACGCUGUCCAACAUGCGGCCGGGAACCAAGUUCCGACACAACAAGAUUAUGGCGCCCACACCGGGCAGUCUCGCGGGAGCUCGCAAGGCAGCACGGAGAGAGCGCGAGGCCAGGCUGGCAACGGAUGGCUCGGAAAGCGGCAGCGGAACCAACCUCACGACGACGCAGCUGGGCAAGAAGUCCAAGGUCGUUCGGCACAAGACCGUGGCUGGCCGGAAUACCCGCAGCGAGCUCAAGAGCGCAUCGCAGAUCCAAAAGAGCCGGAAGGAGAAGGAGAGGCGACGGGAGAAGACUGGUCGCCACAAGCAGGGCAGCGGCAGCGGCGGCAGCAAGCGGCGCUGAGCAGAGAGGGAGCAAGCGGAUGGCUGCUUGGGCUGGCCCACAACGCUCGUCGCAGCGGUUGCGGAUUGAAGCAGAGAUGCCCAGCGCCGAUGGCGGGCGGGGAAUAUACACAUGGUGGCGCCCGAGAGCGCCGCCGUCGAAUCCCA